AUGUCUGUAGUCCUUGUCACUGGAUCUUACGACCAUGAAAUCAGGUUCUGGGAAGCCUGGAGUGGAAUCUGUUCUCGUACUAUAGCAAGAUCUGGAGAGUCUGGCCAAGUGAAUCGUCUUGCCAUCUCACCUGACAAACGCCUUUUGGCCGCGGCAAUUCACAAAAAGGUCUACAUUUACGAGAUUACCAGUACCUCCUCAACACCACUAACGUGCCUGGAUGCACAUACAAACAAUGUAACCUCCGUGUCCUUCCACAGCGAAGGCAAGUGGUUGGUGACGGGUAGUGAAGAUGGUACCAUCAGAAUAUGGGAUCUUCGAAGUACACAAGUGCAUAGAACGUAUGAUAAUGGCGCCCCUGUCAAUGAUGUCUGUGUCCAUCCAAAUCAGGGAGAGCUUAUAUCCUGCGACCAAGCGGGUUGCAUUAAGCAGUGGGAUUUAUCAGAAAAUCUUUGUUCACACGAGCUGACACCUGCAGGCGACGUGCCUAUUCGGUCCGUAAGCUUGGCAUCUGAUGGGUCCUGCCUGGUUGCUGGAAAUAAUAAGGGCAAAUGCUACGUCUGGAAAAUUAACGAGGAGAAGUCAGAUCUACCUCGUUACCAGGCAGUGACAAAGUUCAGCGCCCAUAAAAAGUACCUUACUAGGGUGUUGCUUAGUCCAGAUGUGAAAUAUCUCGCCACGUGCUCUGCAGAUACCACGGUGAAGAUAUGGUCGAUAUCUCAGAAUUACGAAUUCAGACAAGAGAAGGUUCUUCAAGGCCAUCAACGCUGGGUUUGGGAUUGCGCAUUCAGUGCUGAUUCUGCUUAUCUUGUUACUGCGUCCUCGGAUCAUACUGCUCGGCUUUGGGAGAUGGCCUCGGGAGAGACUGUGCGACAAUAUAAUGGUCAUCAUAAAGCGGCUGUUUGCUGUGCACUCCACGAUGGCGCUGGAUAG
Molecule: messenger RNA, 933 nt
Organism: Suillus clintonianus
Lineage: Eukaryota; Fungi; Basidiomycota; Agaricomycetes; Boletales; Suillaceae
Product: WD40-repeat-containing domain protein
Exons: 11
Coding region: 1-933 (310 amino acids)
Biological process (GO): TOR signaling; regulation of actin cytoskeleton organization
Cellular component (GO): TORC1 complex; TORC2 complex
Molecular function (GO): protein binding
Source: RefSeq, a predicted model, not a curated record